Mus caroli (Ryukyu mouse) is the source of this 4716-nucleotide messenger RNA. NCBI's taxonomy places the organism in Eukaryota, Metazoa, Chordata, Mammalia, Rodentia, Muridae. The record is from RefSeq and is a predicted model, not a curated record.
AGGGUUGCAAGGCACCCAGCCGCAUCACUCCCCGUGUGAGCAGGCAAAUGCAACAUGCUCUCCAGCCUGGGGUGUCUACUUCUCUGUGGAAGUAUUGCACUUGCUCUGGGAAAUGCACAGAAAUUGCCAAAAGGUAAAAAGCCAAGCUUGAAAGUGCACAUCAAUACCACCAGCGACUCCAUCCUCUUGAAGUUCCUGCGUCCAAAUCCAAACGUAAAGCUGGAAGGUUUUCUCCUGGGAUAUGGCAGCAAUGUGUCUCCAAACCAGUACUUCCCUCUUCCCACAGAAGGGAAAUUCACAGAGGCUGUAGUUGAUGCAGAGCCCAAGUAUCUGAUAGUCGUGCGACCUGCUCCUCCUCCCAGCCAGAAGAAAUCAUGUUCAGGGAAAUCUCGCCCUCGCAAACCCCUCCAGCUGGUGGUGGGUACGUUGACACCGAGUUCUGUCUUCUUGUCCUGGGGGUUCCUCAUCAACCCACACCACGACUGGACAUUGCCAAGUCACUGUCAAAGUGACAGAUUUUAUACAAUUCGAUAUAGAGAAAAAGAUAAAGAAAAGAAAUGGAUUUUUCAACUCUGCCCAGCUACUGAAACAAUUGUGGAAAAUCUAAAGCCCAACACAGUUUAUGAAUUUGGUGUGAAGGACAAUAUAGAAGGUGGAAUUUGGAGUAAGAUUUUCAAUCAUAAGACUAUUGUUGGAAGUAAAAACAAAGUAAAUGGGAAAAUCCAAAGCACUUAUGACCAGGUCCACUCAGUGCCAGUCCCGAGGAAGCUAAUCCCACUAACGAUCAUUAAGCAAGUGAUUCAGAAUGUUACUCACAGGGCUUCAACCAAAUCCCCAGACAAGACUCCUUUUGGGGGAACAAUAUUAGUUCAUCUGAUUAUUCCCGGUCUUAAUGAAUCCACUGUAAAACUUCCCACAUCCAUAAUGCUUGAGAUUUCUGAUGCUCUCAAGGCACAAUUAGCCAAGAAUGAAACAUUGGCUUUACCAGCAGAAUCUAAAACGCCAGAGGUCGAAAAAGUAGCAGGGCAGCCAGUAACAGUGACUCCGGAAUCAGUUUCAAGAAGCACUAAGCCCACCCUGUCUAGUGCUUUAGACACUGCAGAGACAGCACUGGUCCUCAGUGAGAAGACGUCAGAAACAGCCCGCUCUGUUCUAAUACCUGAGUUUGAAUUGCCCUUGAGCACUUUAGCUCCAAAAAGGUUCCCAGAGUUUCCUGAGGCAAAAACAGCCUUCCCAUUGGAGAAACCUGGGGUUUCCUGGGCUUCAAGUGAGGAGCCAUGGGUGGUACCUGGAGCUAAAACAUCUGAAGAUUCCAGAGUCGUACAGCCUCAAACUGCAACUUAUGAUGUAAUCUCAAGCUCAACAACUUCUGAUGAGACUGAAGUAGAGCUUCGCACAGCAACAAGAGAUCCUAUUCUGGACUCUGUCCCACCUAAAACUUCUAGAACUGCUGAACAGCCAAGGGCAACACUGGCUCCAAUCAAAGCGUUAUUUGAAUCCCGAAAUGUGGAAAUCUUCACCAGUCCUGAAGUGCGACCUACAACGGCUGCUCCUCAGCAAACUACAUCUAUUCCUUCCACACCCAAACGACUAUCAACACCCAAACCGCCAAGAGUCAAGCCUGCCCCGGAACCUGAGACUCGAUCAUCUGCCCAGUCAACAAAGGCUCCACGCGAGACCAAAAAACCAGGUCGCCACCGCCUCCGCCGUCCUAAAACCACACGUAGUCCAGAAGUACCCAAGUCCAAACCUGCUCUUGAAUCUGCCACUGUGACACCGGAGAUCUUGGUACCCAAAAUUGUUCCCAAACCACCUCAGAAACCUAAAGCCACACGCAGGCCAGAGGUACCCCAAGUCAAGCCUGCACCCAGGCAGACAACCAGCAUGCCUCCCAAGCUCAAAACACCACACUCAAGGAUGCCAGCAAAAGAGCCAGUUCCUAAGGUACCUCUGCAUACGACUUCAAAGCCAAAACUGCCACCAAGUCCUGAAGUGGCAGACACUACAUCUGUUCCAAAAGAUGAACGACUUUCCCUUAAACCAGAUCCAGAGGUCACUCACAGUGAAACUGUUCUGCCUCCUGUCACCUUUAGAGUUGAGCCACCAAAGACAACAAUAGCACCUUUAGAGACACGGGGCAUUCCUCUCAUACCUGUGAUUUCACCAAGACCUAGUCAAGAGGAACUACAAACCGCCAUGGAAGAAACAGACCAGUCUACCCAAGAGCUCUUCACAACUAAGAUUCCACGAACAACUGAAAUGGCAAAGACAACUCAGGCACCACACAGAUUGCAUACAGCUCCUGUGAGGCCCAGAAUACCUGACAGGCCACAUGGCAAGCCUGCUCUGAACAAAACAACUACAAGGCCUGAUAAAACCAAACCCAGAGGGACGUCCCAUAAAAACGGAGUAGGAACAGGAACCAAGCAAGCACCUAAGCCACCAAGUACUGGGAGAAAUGCAUCAGUGGAUUCACAUGCCACAAGAAAACCAGGCUCAGUCUCAGGGACUCGUCGUCCACCCAUACCACAUAGGUAUACAUCCCCUCCACCUGUGCCUCCACAGAGAAGGCCUUUACCACCGAAUAAUGUCACCGGGAAGCCAGGAAGUGCAGGAAUUGUUUCCUCCAGCCGGGUAACUUCCCCACCCCUGAAGGCAACACUCAAACCUAUUGGGACAGCCACAGAGAGACCAGGGGCAGAGCAAAAGGGACCAACUGCUCCUGCUUCAGAAGAAGAAUUUGGUACUACAACUGACUUCAGUUCAAGUCCCACCAAAGAAACUGAUCACCUUGGGAAGCCCAGAUUCAUAGGUCCCCAUGUGCGAUAUAUCCCAAAGCCUGAAAACAAGCCCUGUUCCAUCACUGACUCGGUCAGACGGUUCCCUACAGAGGAAGCCACGGAGGGGAAUGCCACCAGCCCACCACAGAACCCACCCACCAACCUCACUGUGGUCACUGUCGAAGGCUGCCCCUCAUUUGUCAUCUUGGACUGGGAAAAACCUCUAAAUGACACUGUCACUGAAUAUGAAGUCAUAUCCAGAGAAAAUGGGUCAUUCAGUGGGAAGAACAAGUCCAUUCAAAUUACCAAUCAAACGUUCUCUACAGUAGAAAACCUGAAACCAGAUACAAGCUAUGAAUUCCAGGUGAAACCCAAAAAUCCACUUGGUGAGGGCCCCGCCAGCAACACUGUAGCGUUCAGUACGGAAUCAGCUGACCCAAGAGUGAGCGAGCCAAUUUCUGCAGGAAGAGAUGCCAUCUGGACUGAAAGGCCUUUUAACUCAGACUCUUACUCAGAAUGUAAAGGCAAACAGUAUGUUAAAAGGACGUGGUAUAAAAAGUUUGUCGGAGUGCAGCUAUGUAACUCUCUCAGAUACAAGAUUUAUUUGAGCGAUUCCCUCACAGGCAAGUUUUACAACAUAGGAGAUCAGAGGGGCCACGGAGAAGAUCACUGCCAGUUUGUGGAUUCAUUUUUAGAUGGUCGCACAGGACAGCAACUCACCUCUGAACAGUUACCCACCAAAGAAGGCUAUUUCAGAGCUGUUCGUCAGGAACCUGUCCAAUUUGGAGAAAUAGGUGGUCAUACCCAAAUCAAUUAUGUCCAGUGGUAUGAAUGUGGGACCACAAUACCUGGAAAAUGGUAGAUGCAACAAAAUUAUUUCCAAAGUACUUCUGGUUCAUUAUCGCAAAAAGAAACACUAGCAUAAGAAAAAGAACCCAUUGGAGACAGUGGUAUGUGCCACACCUAUGCAAAGCUAUUUUUGUUUACUAUGUGUAAGUUUGCAAUCUGAUAGAUGUUUAUUAUUAGAAAAGAUUACUGAGGAUAUUUAUCAGGUUUUUUACAAAGUCAUUUUUAAAAAGCAAGAUUAACAUUAAUAGAAUAACAUUUUAGGGAAGCUGGCUCCCUAGUCAUAUUUUAAAAGAUCAUUUGUAUAUUAUUUAUCACACUGUUGUAAUGUUUUCAGAUACUUUUAUAACAAAAUUGUCAAAAAUCUUUAAUCUUUAUAAAAAAUAUUUACUUUAUUGAUGUGUACGUGUUGUUGGUGAAUUAAUUCCAUAAAUCUCUUCUUGGUUUAACUUAUUGGAUGAAAUAAUCUUCAGCAUAUACAUGUGACAGAAAGUCGUUCAAAUACUUACGCUGAUGUAAACUUCCAUUUUAUGUAUGAAUGCUAAUAUUUCCAUAAGUUACCAGCAAGUUACUGCAAAAAGCCUGAAUCUAUACAAUUUUAUUUCAGUCAGAAACAACUGAUAAUCUGAUAUGUGUCAAAUGAUAAAUGUCUUUUUCUUCUGUACCCAUACUACAAAUACUUUCUCUAGCUCUUCCUUUAAGCAGGUUUUUUAAACGGCUCUAUGGUUCUAUUCAAGCUGUGUGUAGAGACUGAGUGUGAAGUCAGCGUGAAAAGAUAAUGCAUGGUGAGAAGCUAUUGUUUUAUAGGAUAUAGGAUAUAUUUAUAUGUUUAGGCCAUGAAUGAAUGUAUCACAGAAUGUUUUUGUGAAACUGUUUACUUAAGCUGUAACAAAACUGACUUAUUUCAUGGGAAAAAAAAAAAAAGCAUUGCUUUCCUUCAUGUGUGGGAGGGAGCCAAGAAAAUUAUUGCUUGCCGUGAAAAGACUUUUCUCUGUAUGUAUCUUUCAACAUGCUUCAGUUUUAUCAAUGCUACAUUUUGUAUUUUCAAACAAGUAUAAACACUGCAAUAAAAAGUAGGUUUUUAAAAACA